AGAAACGAAGCACCAUUUUGUUUGCAGUAGUGAUUGAAUCGCUUUGCAGUUUUUCCGAACUAGAUGAGAUGUGAUGGACACGCAUAUUUGCAUCGCAUAUAUUGUUGACUCGUGCUGUUAAUCAACCGCGGACCAAAAUUAAUUUGAUUGCCCAGGUACGCGCUCUACGUGAGCUAGAAAACGGCUACUGGCUUAAUUCACCUUCAAACACCUGUUUGCUGCUGAAUGAGAGACCAACUUUGGUGACACCUUUUAUAAAGAAAAACCUGUUUUCAUUAAGGCUGUGACAUAGCAUUCAAAAUGGAUCCUGAUAAUCCACUUUCGAUGUACCAAGAGAUAAGAAAUGUGGGCAAAGGCAGCUAUGGAGAGGUUUGGUUAGUUAGGCACAAAAAGGAUAAAAAACAGUAUGUACUAAAAAAGAUGGAACUAAAAAAUGCAUCAAAAAGAGAAAGAAAAGCUGCAGAACAAGAAGCCAAACUUCUGUCUAAGUUAAAACACCCUAAUAUAGUCUCCUACAGAGACUCAUUUGAGACCUCAGAUGGCUUGUUAUACAUUGUUAUGAGCUUUUGUGAAGGUGGAGACUUGUAUAAUAGGUUAAAGGAACAGAAGGGGGUGUUACUAGAUGAGAGGCAGAUUGUGGAAUGGUUUGUACAGAUAGCAAUGGCGUUACAGUACAUGCAUGAAAGGAACAUAUUACACAGAGAUCUGAAGACACAAAAUAUAUUUUUGACCAAAAACAAGAUCAUCAAACUUGGAGAUCUGGGAAUUGCCAGAGUGCUUGAAAGCUCCAAUGAUAUGGCUACAACACUUAUAGGAACUCCAUAUUACAUGAGUCCAGAACUAUUUUCUAACAAACCAUACAACCACAAGUCUGAUGUGUGGGCCUUAGGGUGCUGUGUGUAUGAGAUGACCACACUGAAACAUGCCUUCAAUGCCAAAGAUAUGAACUCUCUAGUGUAUAAAAUUUUAAGGGGAAAGAUGCCUCAAAUGCCUAGCCAGUAUACACCUGAGCUAGUCACCCUCAUCAAGUCCAUGCUUGCUCAAGAUCCAGACAAGAGACCAAGUGUUAACAGGAUACUUAGGGACCAGUUUAUCAAGAAAAAUAUUGCAAUCUUUUUGGAAAGUACCAAAAGCCGCCGUCCAAGCACAAGUGGCAGCCGUCCGUCAACUGCUCAACGCUCAAGUUCUGGCAACCGUCCAAGUUCUGGCAAUCGUCCAAGUUCAGGUAAUCGUCCGAAUUCUGCCGGCCGUCGUCCUGGCUCUGGUAAACGCAAUGACCAAGCUGAUGGCGUUCAAGUGACCACAAGUAGUUCUGUGCACAGCUCGGUGGAUGAGGACCAAAAGGAAACAGGUCAAAGGAAAUCCUCAAAAAAGAAGAAACAGAAAGGGGAUGUUGAUGACAAUGUUUUUGAUGAAGAUAAGCCAACAAAGAAGGAAAUAUUUGAAAAUCCAAUUCCUGUUGAGAAACCACGCCCCUUACCACCCCCACCAGCAAGUGGUGGAAUACCUCAGAAGAACCAGAAGAAAAACAGACAAUCUGUUGAAGUCUCGACGUCAUCAUCAAGUGUCACAAGCUCAAGUUAUGACACUCCAACAGGAGAUGACACUCCAAGGUCAAGACCCAACACAUCUGCACGAGCCAGGCGCAGGGAAAAGAAACAAGAUGGCUUAGACACCCCCACUGGUCCUCCAGGUGCGUCGGACCGACGGCGGCCAUCUCAGCCAGAGGGGCACAUAGAGCAGGACCUUGCUGUGGCAGAUUCAGCACAGGAGAAAAAGGAGGCCCGUCCCCAUGUGCAUCGUCAGAUGUCUGAAGUUGAAGUAGAUGAUGUGGAUGGAGAUGAAGAUACCACUCUGGAGGACGAAAAGGAAAGAGAAGAGAAAGGGACUUAUGUUGUACGUUCACAUGAGAAAAAUAGGUAA
This is a messenger RNA of Lingula anatina, 1923 nucleotides long. RefSeq lists its product as uncharacterized. Gene Ontology annotation, molecular function: protein kinase activity; ATP binding. The record is from RefSeq and is a predicted model, not a curated record. Gene Ontology annotation, biological process: protein phosphorylation. NCBI's taxonomy places the organism in Eukaryota, Metazoa, Brachiopoda, Lingulata, Lingulida, Lingulidae.